This is a messenger RNA of Solanum verrucosum, 330 nucleotides long. RefSeq names its product glutaredoxin-like. NCBI's taxonomy places the organism in Eukaryota, Viridiplantae, Streptophyta, Magnoliopsida, Solanales, Solanaceae. Bases 4 to 330 code for a protein of 108 amino acids. Gene Ontology annotation, molecular function: glutathione disulfide oxidoreductase activity. The record is from RefSeq and is a predicted model, not a curated record. The transcript has 4 exons. Gene Ontology annotation, biological process: cellular response to oxidative stress. Gene Ontology annotation, cellular component: cytoplasm.
AAGAUGGUACUUACCAAAGCCAAGGAAACAAUUACUGCCAAUCCAGUUGUGGUCUUCAGCAAGACGUACUGUCCCUUCUGCGUUAGUGUCAAGGAUUUGUUGUCUAAUAUCGGUACUUCCUUCAAGGCCAUUGAGUUAGAUUCUGAAACGGAUGGAAGUGAGAUUCAGGCAGCACUGGCUGAGUGGACUGGUCAGCGAACAAUACCAAACGUCUUCAUUGGCGGGAAGCACAUUGGUGGCUGUGACUCCACAACUGCUUUGCACAGGGAAGGGAAUCUUGUUCCUCUGCUAACCGAGGCUGGAGCACCUGUUAACUCUUCUACAGCUUAA